This is a messenger RNA of Ananas comosus (pineapple), 6332 nucleotides long. Its product is annotated as mediator of RNA polymerase II transcription subunit 14. NCBI's taxonomy places the organism in Eukaryota, Viridiplantae, Streptophyta, Magnoliopsida, Poales, Bromeliaceae. The record is from RefSeq and is a predicted model, not a curated record. Gene Ontology annotation, cellular component: mediator complex; core mediator complex. Gene Ontology annotation, molecular function: transcription coregulator activity. Gene Ontology annotation, biological process: regulation of transcription by RNA polymerase II.
UCCAAGGCCGACGAGCAGCGCUCCGACGCCGAGAAGAAGGUCGACCUCCUCAAGUUCGUCGUCCGCACCCGCCAGCGCAUGCUCCGCCUCCACGUCCUCGCCAAGUGGUGCCAGCAGGUUCCUUUGGUUCAUUACUGCCAACAACUUGCAGCAACAUUAUCCAGCCAUGAUACUUGUUUCACCCAAACAGCCGAUUCUCUGUUCUACAUGCAUGAGGGGCUGCAGCAAGCUCGUGCUCCAUUAUUUGAUGUUCCAUCUGCUGUUGAAGUCCUCCUUACAAAUGGUUAUCAACGGUUACCAAAAUGCAUUGAAGAUUUAGGAAUGCAGAGUACCCUUUCUGCGGAUGAGCAAAAGCCUGCUUUGAAAAAGUUGGACACACUUGUUCGGUCAAAACUUCUUGAAGCCGUGAUUCCUAAAGAAGUAUCUGAAGUUACAAUUUCUGAUGGUAUAGCUACUCUUCGUGUAGAUGGGGAGUUUAAAGUUCUUCUUACAUUGGGUUAUAGAGGACAUUUGACAUUGUGGAGGAUACUGCACUUGGAGUUGCUUGUUGGUGAGAAGCGUGGGCCUGUUAAACUUGAAGAAACACAGAGAUAUCCUCUUGGUGAUGACCUAGAGCGUAGAAUGGCUUCAGCUGAGAAUCCCUUCACAAUUUUAUAUACAAUUCUUCAUGAACUAUGCGUUGCGAUUGUGAUGGAUACUGUAAUUAGGCAAGUCCAGGUUCUACGUCAAGGCAGGUGGAAAGAUGCAAUACGUUUUGAGCUUAUAUCUGAUGGCCAUGCUGGUGGGAACACUGCUAUUUUGCAGCUUGGCCAAGAUGGAGAACUGGAAUCAACUGGUCUUAGGACGCCUGGUCUGAAAAUCACUUAUUGGCUAGAUCUAGACAAAAACAAUUCUGAUUCUUCCCCAUUUAUCAAGAUUGAGCCAGGGCAAGAUAUGCAGAUAAAGUGUCUACAUAGUUCAUUUGUCUUAGAUCCUCUUACAGACAAGGAAGCUAACUUCUCCCUUGAUCAGAGUUGCAUUGAUGUUGAGAAGCUUCUUUUAAAAGCUAUUGCCUGUAACAGACAUACUCGUCUGCUUGAAAUCCAGAGGGAGUUGAACAAAAAUGUUCAAAUUUGUCGAGCCCCAAGUGAUGUCAUCCUUAAGCAUGAAGCGACAGAAUUUGAGAUUGACUCAAGAAAGAAAGAAGAUAAACAGAACAUUGAUGAGUAUUUUAGGGAUGAGAUACUUCAAGUACGGGCAUAUGGGAGAUCCUAUAUUACCCUCGGAAUAAAUAUCAGGAAUGGCCAUUUCCUUCUUCAAUCUUCUAAGAAUAUUCUAUCACCAUCUGCACUGUCAGAAUGUGAAGAAGCUUUGAACCAGGGGACAACUACUGCUACAGAAGUUUUUAUGAGCUUGAGGACCAAGAGCAUUCUCCACCAAUUUGCUUCCAUUGGACGGUUUUUGGGACUAAAGGUUUAUGAUCAAUCUUUGAAUACCUUGAAAAUUCCGAAGUCCAUAUUGUAUGGUUCAGACUUGUUGCUGAUGGCAUUUCCACAGUGUGGGAAUUCUUAUUAUUUGUUGAUGCAGCUUGAUAAAGAUUUCAAACCAGUUUUUCAUUUGCUGGAGACGCAGCCUGAUCCAGGUGGGAAAUCUCAAUCUGCUUCUGAUAUCAAUCAAGCUAUUCGGUUUAGCAAGAUUGACGUUGGGCAGAUGCAGAUAAGUAGAAAUGAAUUGAGUAUGAGUCUUUUUGACUGGGAGAAAUUGCAACGAUUGAGGAACGUAGAGUCAUCUAAUCAGAUCUUGGAAAAUGGUCUUCUUCCUGAGCGUGGAAUGGAAUCUCGUUUGCAGCUUCCUGGUUAUUCAAAAUCGACAUUUUCAUCUGUUGUUGAUGAAGUUUUUGAGUAUGAGAAAGGUGCAUCAAGACCUAAUAAUCAUCUCUCAACAUCUUAUAGUAUGCCUUCUUUUCCCCAAGUAGGCUCUCUUUCUUAUAGUCCUCAGGGAGUAGCACCUGCAAUUGGUUCAUCAAGAUCUGAGGGAGGAUUACAGCAUUCUCCAGUUAAUAACGCGGCAAAAACUUCUCCAGGCCUUCUCAGCUCGGGUGGUUACUUGUCAACUAAUAUGAGGGGCUCUCUUCAGAAUGGUGCUAUAAAUGCCCUCUCCGCUUCAAGCUCUAUGAGGAACUCAUCUAUUCAGAAAUUGGCUAGUUCAAAAUCUGGCCAGGACUUGAGCUCUCUCAGGUCUCCGAAAGAGCUCAGUAAUAUCGAUGGGAGUCGAUCACAUCAGUUGAUGCCUCCACAAAGGAGCACUGGUGCUCAGAUCUCUGUUAAAAGUUCAUAUCCAAACAUCUCCAAAAGCACAUUAGCUAGUUCUCUAGUUGAAUCUACAGCAGGGCAAAUAGCAGAGUUUGGCAAUUCUUCUACCCCAUCCUUUGGUAGUGUUGGUAAACUUGAAAAAUCAUCUACGAAGCGCUCUCUCUCGCAAUUGCUCCUGCAUAUUUCUUCACUGCCAGUACAGUCCAAACGAAGAAAAGUUUCAGAAUCGGUGAAAAGUCUUUCUCCUGCUUUACAGUUAUUUUCAUCUGUACCAACACCAACAACAAAUGGUUUCACCUAUGGAAAUCUUCUUGCUGAAGGAAAUCAUAGCAUGACACCUAAUAUUUUUGUCUCACUCCUCCUCCAUGUUGUAAGGCACUGUUCCCUCUGUAUCAAGCAUGCUCAACUGACCAGCCAGAUGGAGGCUCUGGACAUUCCAUAUGUUGAAGAAGUGGGGCUGCGGACCCCAUCCUCUAGCCUGUGGUUGCGGUUGCCGUUUGCAAGAGAUGAUUCGUGGAAACACAUAUGCUUGCGCCUUGGUAAAGCUGGAACCAUGUCUUGGGAUGUGAAAAUAAAUGACCCACAUUUUAAGGAACUUUGGGAACUCCACAGAGGAAGUAAAUCAACAGCUUGGGGUUCUGGAGUUCGCAUUGCAAAUACAUCCGAGAUGGAUUCACAUAUCCAUUAUGAUUCAGAUGGUGUUGUCUUGACUUACAAGACUGUUGAGGCUGACAGUAUACAAAGACUGGUGUCUGAUUUGAAGAGGCUUUCAAAUGCACGAUUAUUUGCUUGUGGGAUGCGGAGAUUAAUUGGUGUGAGAGGUGAAGACAAGAUUGAGGAUAGCCAGACAAGUUCUGAGGCAAAAAUUAGCUCUGUAACCAAAGGUGCCAGUGAUGCUGUUGAUAGGUUAUCUGAACAGAUGAGGAAGACUUUUAAGAUUGAAGCUGUCGGUCUCAUGAGUUUAUGGUUUAGUUAUGGGUCCAUGCCGAUGGUGCACUUUGUUGUUGAAUGGGAAGCUGGUAGGGAAGGUUGUACAAUGCACGUCUCUCCUGAUCAGCUCUGGCCACAUACAAAGUUUUUGGAGGACUUUGUGAAUGGAGGUGAAGUUGCAUCUUUCUUGGACUGCAUACGGCUUACUGCUGGACCUUUACUUGCUCUUGGCGGUGCAAUUCGUCCUGCAAGGAUGACUGUCACCGUCUCUGCUGGUUAUAAUCCUUUCAAUAAGCAGAAUACUGUCAUGCCAUCUCAGGGACUCUUAACAAGCUGUUCAUCAUCGAACAAUGCCCAGCCGGCAUCUUCUAACCCCACAACCACCGCUGGUAUGAUGGCUCAGCUGAGCAAUCACAGUCUUCAUGCUGCUGCAAUGCUAUCUGCCGCAGGACGAGGUGGACCCGGGCUUGUUCCUAGCUCCUUGUUGCCUUUUGAUGUCUCUGUUGUGCUUCGGGGCCCCUAUUGGAUACGCAUUAUAUACCGUAAAAAAUUCUCUGUUGAUAUGCGCUGCUUUGCUGGAGAUCAGGUUUGGCUGCAGCCGGCUACGCCACCCAAAGAAGGACCUUCGGCUGGGGGAUCGUUACCGUGCCCGCAAUUUCGGCCUUUCAUUAUGGAGCAUGUUGCUCAGGGUUUAAAUGCUCUUGAACCUGGCUUUGUAGGCGCAAGCAAUACAAACCCUAGCUCAGGUGCUCAACUGUCAGCACCAAAUCCCAACCGUAUGAAUGUCCCUACCACUGUUGGUAUGACUCGACCAACUUCAUCUGUAGUUGCGAACCAGGUGCCUGGCGGCUUGAACCGAGUAACCAAUGCUGUGUUGGCCUCCUCGGGUUUGGCUUCAGGGAUCUCUGCAGUCCCUGUGCGUUUAUCUCCAGGCACUGGUCUGCCCGUGCACAUGAAAGGGGAGCUCAAUACAGCCUUCAUUGGCCUUGGGGAUGAUGGCGGUUACGGUGGUGGUUGGGUUCCUCUCGCGGCUCUUAAAAAGGUUUUACGUGGCAUCCUCAAGUACCUUGGAGUGCUGUGGUUGUUUGCACAGUUACCUGGUCUGCUCAAAGAGAUACUAGGUUCAAUCUUAAAGGAUAAUGAAGGGGCUCUUCUAAAUUUGGAUCAGGAGCAGCCGGCUUUGCGCUUCUUUGUCGGGGGAUAUGUUUUUGCAGUAAGUGUUCAUCGAGUCCAACUUCUUCUGCAAGUUUUGAGCGUUAAACGGUUCCACCAUCAGCAGCCACAGCAACAGCAGCAAGCACAGAACAACACUCAGGAAGAACUGGCUGCAGGAGAAAUCAAUGAGAUAUGCGAUUACUUCAGCAGGCGGGUCGCCUCCGAGCCCUACGAUGCUUCUAGAGUUGCUUCUUUCAUAACUCUUCUCACCCUACCCAUUUCAGCGCUCCGAGAAUUCUUAAAGCUGAUUGCUUGGGAGAAAGGCCUGUCUCAGGCACAGGGCGGAGACAUAGCCACCGCACAGAGGGCCCGUGUCGAGCUCUGCUUGGAAAAUCACUCGGGCUCAACUUCUGCCGACAACUCAGAAAGCAGCUCUUCGUCCACUAAGAGUAACAUCCAUCACGAUCGAGCACAUAACUCUGUAGAUUUCGCUCUGACCUUUGUUCUCGACCCCGCUCACAUACCGUACAUGAAUGUGGCCGGUGGAGCGGCCUGGCUUCCGUACUGCAUGUCAGUUAGGUUGAGAUAUUCGUUUGGUGAGAGCCAAAACUCCCACGUUUCUUUUCUUGCAAUGGAGGGAAGUCAUGGUGGAAGAUCUUGUUGGUUGCGGUACGAAGAUUGGGAGAAGUGCAAGCAGAGGGUCGCGAGGACGGUGGAAGGUGCAAACGGGACUUCGCUGGGGGAUGCGAGUCAGGGAAAGCUGAGGUUGGUUGCUGAGACGAUGCAGAGGACAAUUCAAGGAUACCUGCAGCAGAUGAGAGAUAGUCCUCUCUCCGGAGGCUCCGCAGCAACAUAGCAUGUCCGAUCAACUUCUAUCUUUAGACCGCAACCGACAAUUUUACGGUAUUGGAUAGUCUAUUAGAUUUGUACAGCAUAAGGGGAAUGUUGGCAUGCAUUUUGUGAAGAAGCUUGAGAAUUACUUCCUCGCCAAGCUGCUAUGUACACUGCCCACUAAUUUGUUGGAGAGGGGAAGAGAAAUAGAAGGAAUGUGUGGUAACAAUUUUGUACAGUCAAUAGAUGAUGAUGUAGCAUCUCUAAGAAAAAACUUUCUCCUUGACAUGAUUUGGGAUAUAUAUUAAUAUCCCAGUUGUGAAGUAUGACAUGAUACUUAUUAGAUGCUUGACUAAGUCUAAUUUCUUGAUGGAUUAGAGACAGUAUAGAUUCAGGUGCAGAGUUGGCCGAUGCUGCUUUAGCUGUGGAUAGAUCCCGAGACUGGCAGAAAAUUAUAUCAAAAGACAAACAUGUUGUUGCAUCUCUUUGAGGGGGUUGAGGGGAUUGGGCAAAUUUAGCAUUAGAUUGUAUCGGUGCGACCACUUAGGUAAUUCAGGUAAUCAAACUAUUGAAUUUUGUUAUGAUAUGUUUGGUGAUUCUGUAUUUUUCGUGUUCCGAAGAAAGUUCAUGUGCUGUUGAGGAUUAAUGAAGUAAAACUGAACUUGGGAAAUGCACAUGCAGGCCUCUGACUUCCAGCACAAUGUAAGAAUACCCCCUCAAUUUUUUAUAUAUUUCCUACUGAGCAUCUCUCAGUGAAAUCUAAGGAUAUUUUAUUAACAAUUUUAACUUUCUUUUCUCCUUGUAAACUUCUGAAUAUUAUUAUAUUUUGCUGAAAGAUGCCUAGUAGGAAUUUUUGUGAAGAAAAUUCCAAGCCAGGAGAUGAAAAGUGGGGACUUCUAUGAAAUUGUCUGAGAAGCCAGGGACUUGCACAAACAUUUCCCUUCUUAUGAUUUGUAAGGGUGUAUGGUAUCUCAUUUUCAAUUUUAUGGUCUUAAGAGGGGAUUGGUUUUACAGACCACUGCAGCAGCAAAUUAUUGACCUCUCUUAUUGCAAUCUUCUUUCUGUUUAGUUAUUUGCUCCUCAGGUGUGUAUAAAUAAAUCUAUGUGAGUUCAGGAGAUUCCCUA